AUGGCUGCCGUUUAUCCCACGUGCGACCAUUUCAGCCGAGGCUGUGAUAUGGCAUAUGAUGGUAAGACUUGCGAAGCAGCUUACGGAGCGUGCAAGCCUAUUGAGGAUGUUGUCAUGAAUAAGGUCACCCCCGGUGGUCUCAACCCUUACGACGACCGUGUGGACUGUAUAGAGCCCCCCUUAUGCGGUCAUCUCGGCAUGGAGGAGAUCACUGGAUACCUGAACCAAGCACAUGUUCAAAAGCAAAUAGGCGUUAAGAACCAGAUUGACUUCAAGACGGUGAAUAUGGACUUGAACGAGCAGUGGUCUAAAGCCCCUGAGCUUUUUGUUCCCACAAGUCGCGAAGUAGCUGCAAUCCUUGAUAAGAAGCACACUCGGGUUCUAGUCAUUAAUGGAAACAAUGACAUCAUUGUGAAUACCGAGGGGGUCAAGCGUAUUUUCGAUGACCUUUUGUGGGAGGGACAAGCGCAAUACCGAGUUGAACCAUGGGUCAGCUUGCAUUUGCAAGAACCAAUGGGCAACCAUAUUCAUGUGGGGAUGUCGAAGACCAGUGGAAACCUGACCUUCGUUACUGUUGAUGAGGCAGGGCAUAUCGUGCCUCAUGAUCAACCUGAAGCGGUCAUGCUUGUUGUCAAAAACUGGGCUAUGCAUGGAAGCGUAUCGCCGCAAGAACAUCAGUCUCCGUUUGAACUGCCGUGA
Molecule: messenger RNA, 699 nt
Organism: Colletotrichum gloeosporioides
Lineage: Eukaryota; Fungi; Ascomycota; Sordariomycetes; Glomerellales; Glomerellaceae
Product: Carboxypeptidase Y-like A
Exons: 3
Coding region: 1-699 (232 amino acids)
Biological process (GO): proteolysis
Molecular function (GO): serine-type carboxypeptidase activity
Source: RefSeq, a predicted model, not a curated record